Molecule: messenger RNA, 350 nt
Organism: Mauremys mutica (yellowpond turtle)
Lineage: Eukaryota; Metazoa; Chordata; Testudines; Geoemydidae
Product: ubiquitin
Exons: 1
Coding region: 48-281 (77 amino acids)
Biological process (GO): protein ubiquitination; modification-dependent protein catabolic process
Cellular component (GO): cytoplasm; nucleus
Molecular function (GO): ubiquitin protein ligase binding; protein tag activity
Source: RefSeq, a predicted model, not a curated record
ACCAGAAAGAAUCCACCCUGCACUUGGUCCUGCGCCUCAGAGGUGGUAUGCAGAUCUUUGUGAAAACCUUGACGGGCAAAACCAUUACCCUAGAAGUAGAGCCCAGUGACACCAUUGAGAAUGUCAAGGCCAAAAUCCAAGACAAAGAAGGCAUUCCUCCAGAUCAGCAGAGGCUGAUCUUUGCUGGAAAGCAGCUGGAAGAUGGGCGCACCCUGUCUGACUACAACAUUCAGAAAGAAUCCACCCUGCACUUGGUCCUGCGUUUAAGGGGCGGUAACUGAACUUGCUCCUACUAGCAUCUGAAUAAAAAUUUCACUGCACCUUGUUCCAAUAAAGCUGUUGCAUUCACA